Messenger RNA from Columba livia (rock pigeon), 6011 nucleotides. It is a transcript of the gene ATP8B3, whose product is annotated as ATPase phospholipid transporting 8B3. The transcript has 27 exons. Gene Ontology annotation, molecular function: ATP hydrolysis activity; magnesium ion binding; ATP binding. Gene Ontology annotation, cellular component: trans-Golgi network; plasma membrane. The coding region runs from base 1473 to 5276 and encodes 1267 amino acids. Lineage: Eukaryota; Metazoa; Chordata; Aves; Columbiformes; Columbidae. The record is from RefSeq and is a predicted model, not a curated record. Gene Ontology annotation, biological process: Golgi organization; phospholipid translocation.
GGGCAGGGGAUGGGGGGCUGGGCUGGUCCUGUCCCCCAGUUGUUUCUGUCUGGGAGGGGCUGGGGGCCAGGAAGUCAAUGAGAACCCCCGGCUGCGGGGUCCGCUGGGUGCUCCCAGGGAGCCCAACGGUCUCAGACCAGUUCCCAUACUGAGCAACUAUUCAACAUUUAUCCGGGGAUUUCAGAAACAAAACUGGCACAGAAUCGCCACAGAAACGGGUCAGCUCAGCGAACAACACAGAUCUCCCCGUGUUUCACCAACUCAGGCCAAACCCUCGUGGCACUGUGCCCGUUCCAGGUUUAAGCCGCUUUAUUUGUGCUCAGCCAUGCAAACCUCCACUAGCCUGAAACUGGUUUUUGGGUGAGAAAGCCCCGCUUUGUGUCCUUUUAGUCCGCAACCGCUGCACAUCGCUGCUCGUCACCCGGUGACCUCGUGGACCAGCGGGACGGAACGUUCCUGGCCCGGCCGGCCCGGCCGGUUCAUCGCAGCACAGAGCUGGCGGAACGUCCUGCAGGUUAAUAGGCACUGGGCGCGCUGCGGGGCCGCGCGCGGAGGUGGCCGGUGCCUGUGGCCACCGCUGGCCCUGGCAGCCCCGGGCUGGGGUGUGUGGGGUUGGCACCCGCUGCCAGGUGUUCCCACCUCCCCAAAGUGCGGCUUAUUUUCCAACUCUUGAAGCGACAAGUGAGGUUUGCUGAGCGGUGUCUCAGAGCCGAGGUUUCUGGUUACCCCCUGCUCCUGAGCCUCUGCCAAGGGCUGUUUCCCAGCCGCGUCUGCACAGCGCUCGGCUCCGCGGAGCGUUCUGCGAAUGCCAAGCGCGGGUGCUCAAUGAGCUGUGCUUAGGUCUGGCGCUGGGAACACGGGUGCUUCGGGAGCCACGAGCGGCGCGGGGGCGGUGGCCGUGCUGAGUGCAGCGGGGACACGAUGGAGAGGCGGCUGGAGACCUGGGCACAGAAAGGACCUUCUGAAAGGAGCUGGGGUCUGUCUCCGCAUCCAGAGCGCUGUGGGCAGCCGGCCUCACCGAGGUGACGGCUCUGGCCCAGCCGGGAGCGCCCGUGGGCUGCACUGUGUGUCAGGCACCACAUCUGCUUUGUGCCGUGAGAGGUGACAGGGAGAAAGGGAGACAUUUCAGUGGAGAAAUGGAGGAAAGAAGUGAUCAAAGGAGCGAGAUAAAAAAUAGUGGCAGGGACAGACUUCUGUGUGGGAUUAUUUAAUAAUUAGGUAAUUAAUGCUUUAUACCUCACUGACUUCUUUCAUGUAAGGAUCACAAAGCGCUUCACAAACAUUAAUUAAUCUUCGCUAACACCCCUGCAGGGAAGGUCACGGAGCCACUGAGAGCGCUGGAAAUGCUGUCACUGAUGAAGUGGCUGCUCUCGAGGCAGGACGGGAGCCGGGCGCCAUGGCGGGACGUGGGGCGUUUCUGUUCCUCGUUGAUGGCCACAAACAAUUUCCCGUAACUUCCUCGGAGAGGAAAAAUGUCUUUGGGUUGUCCCGGGCAGCUGGGACUGGGGGGAGAUGGCGCUGGACUCAGUGACCCUGGUGGGUCCCUCCCAGAUCAGGGCGCUCUGCGAUUCUGUGUUGGAGCGUCCCGGUGGGGUCGUUGUUCAGCGUCGCAAGUGUCCUUGUUGUCCUUGUUCCCAGGCGCUGCCAGAGGUGCCAGCAUGGCUGAGCAAGACCCGGCCUCGGGCCACGCGCGUGGAAAGAGGCACCUGCCAGCUUUCACCUGGGAGGUGAGGGCCAACGACCGCAACUACCACGCGCAGUUCAGGAGGAAAUCUGCCUUCUGUCUGAGCAAGAGGAAGUACGCGGGCAACGCCAUCAGGACGGCCAAGUACAACGUCCUCACCUUCCUGCCGCUGAACCUCUACGAGCAGUUCCACCGAAUGGCCAACGUCUACUUCGUCUUUGUCAUCCUCCUGCAGGCCUUCCCGGAGAUCUCCACGCUGCCCUGGUACACGCUGCUGUUCCCCCUGAGCUGCCUCCUUGCCAUCCGCGCUCUGCGAGACCUGAUCGAUGACAUUGGCCGUCACCAAAGCGACAGGAACAUCAACAGCAGGCCAUGUGAAAUCCUGUCUGGGCAGAGCUUCCGCUGGCAGAAAUGGCGCGACAUCUGCGUGGGCGACAUCGUCCGUCUGCGUAAGGAGAGCGUGGUCCCGGCCGACAUGCUCUUGCUGUGCAGCUCGGAGCCCAGCAGCCUGUGCUACGUGGAGACCGCUGACAUUGACGGGGAAACAAACCUGAAGUUCAGACGAGCCCUCCUGGUCACGCACCGCGAGCUGGCGAGCGAGGAGAGCAUGGCCGCCUUCGACGGGAGGGUGACCUGCGAGGAGCCCAACAGCCGCAUGCACAGCUUCACGGGCACGCUGCGCUGGCGGGGAGAGACGCAUGCGCUGGACAGCGAACAGCUCCUGCUGCGCGGCUGCAAGCUGCGCAACACCGACGUCUGCUAUGGCCUGGUUAUCUACGCAGGAUUUGAUUCCAAAAUUAUGAGGAACUGUGGAAAGAUCAAGCGGAAGAAAACCAAGCUGGACCGCAUGAUGGACCGGCUGGUGAUCACCAUCUUCCUGGUGCUGUUGGCCACGUCGCUGUGCCUCGCCGUUGCCUCUGGGUUCUGGGCCAAGACGUUCCAGGAGAAGCACAGCUACCUCUCUGCAUUCUACAAGCACACGACUCCUGCCCAGCAGGCCUUCUUCAGCUUCUGGGGCUUCACAAUCCUCCUGAGCAUCAUCAUUCCCAUGUCCAUGUAUAUAACGUUUGAAUUCAUCUAUCUGGUGAACAGCUUUUUUAUCAACUGGGACCUGGAAAUGUAUUACGCUGCCAAGGACAUCCCAGCAAAAGCCAGGAGCACCAGCCUCAACGAUCAGCUCGGCCAGAUUGAAUAUAUCUUCUCAGACAAGACGGGCACCUUGACACAAAACGUGAUGAGCUUCAAGAAAUGCUGCAUCAAUGGGACAAUCUAUGCAGGUGCAGGCAGAGGCUGUGGGAACAAGCAGCCAUCGGGGUCGGCGCUGACCUGGAGCCACCACGGGCAGCAGAAGAUGGACUUUUGUGACACAAGACUGCUGGAAGCCGCGCGGCGGGACAGCGACCCCGUGCUGAGGGAGUUCCUGCGGCUGCUGGCCCUCUGCCACACCGUCAUGGUGGAGGAGAAGGGUGACCAGCUGGUUUAUCAAGCAGCUUCACCAGAUGAAGAAGCUCUGGUGUUGGCAGCCAGGAACUUGGGGUACAUCUUUCUGUCCCGAACACAAGACACCAUCACCAUCAGCGAGCUGGGGAUGAAGAGGACGUACAAAGUGCUGGCCAUGCUGGACUUCAACAGUGAUCGCAAGAGGAUGUCUGUCCUGGUGCGAGACCCCCAGGGCACGAUCCGGCUCUACACCAAGGGAGCUGACACGGUCAUCCUGGAGAGACUGCAGAGGCGAGGGCCCAGCGAGACCUUCACCGAAAUGGCACUGGAUCGCUUUGCAGAGGAGACACUGAGGACUUUGUGCCUGGCCAGCAAGGAGGUGAGCGAGGCCGAAUAUGGCGUGUGGAGCAGGAGGCACCACGAGGCCAGCGUCCUCCUGCAGGACCGCGCACGGGAGCUGGACAGGCUGUACGACGAGAUGGAGCAGAACCUGCAGCUGCUUGGGGCCACAGCCAUUGAGGACAAGUUGCAAGAUGGAGUCCCCGAGACCAUCCAGCUGCUGAAACUGAGCAACAUCAAAGUGUGGGUGCUGACCGGAGACAAACAAGAGACCGCCAUGAACAUCGGCUAUGCCUGCAAGCUGCUCACGGACGACAUGGAGGUCCUGGAGGAGAAGAAGAUCAGCGAGAUCCUCGGGGCUCUCUGGGUCAGCACCAGCAGCCUCGCCGGCAGUGGGGAACCCCUGUGCCGCAGCCGCCGCUCCCAGCAGCGCCCGGAGGCUUCACAGCACAAGAAGAGGGCGCUUGUCAUCAGCGGGGACUUCCUGGACAAACUCCUGCACACGGGAGAGGUGCUGAAGGAGAAGGGGCGGCUGUGGCGGCGGCUGCCGUGCUGCGGAGCCGCGGGCUCUCGGGAGGAGGCCGGUCUGGUGGAGAAGGCCUUUGUGGACCUGGCCGCCAGCUGCCAGGCGGUGAUCUGCUGCAGGGUGACCCCCAGGCAGAAAGCCCUCAUCGUGCAGCUGGUGAAGAAGCACAAGAAAGCCACCACGCUGGCCAUUGGGGAUGGGGCCAAUGAUGUCAACAUGAUCAAAACUGCUGACAUCGGGGUGGGCAUCAGCGGGCUGGAGGGGAUGCAAGCCGUGCAGUGCAGCGACUACGCCCUGGCCCAGUUCUCCUACCUCCAGCGCCUCCUGCUCAUCCACGGCCGCUGGGCCUAUCUCCGCAUCUGCAAGUUCCUGCGCUGCUUCUUCUACAAGACCUUUGCUGGCCUCAUGACCCAGGUCUGGUUUGCUUUCCACAGCGGAUUCACGGCUCAGCCUCUGUACGAGGGCUGGUUCCUUGCGCUCUACAACAUCUUCUACACUGCCUAUCCCAUCCUGUCCCUGGGCCUCCUGGAGCAGGACGUGAGUGCCAAGAAGAGCCUGGAGUUCCCCGAGCUCUACGUGAUCGGGCAGCAAGACGAGCUCUUCAACUACCGCGUUUUCAGCAUCACCGUCCUGCACGGGCUCAGUACCUCACUCGUCAGCUUCUACAUCGCACUCUGGGCCUUCGAGGACCGUGUCGGCAGCCGGGCUGUCGGUGACUACGAGUCCUUUGCCGUCACGGUGGCCACGUCGGCCUUGCUGUCAGUCCUCAUGGAGAUCAUCCUGGACACCAAGUUCUGGACAUUGUUGUCCUUUCUGAUGGUCGCAACAAGCCUGCUGCUCUUCUGCCUCUUCUCCUUCCUGACCCAAAGCAUCGAUGCCUUCAGGAUAGCCCCUGCCAUCUUCCGCUUCCCAGACGCCAGCCGGAAUGCCCUGACCGAUCCCUAUGUUCUGCUUGUGGUCCUGCUGUCCCUGGUGGUCAACACCAUCCCCUCACUCACCAUUCGCUUGUACUGCACCAUCACAGGCAAAAACACCACCCAGCAGAAGAUCUGCUUGAAGGCGAAGCGGGAGCCGGAGCCCUUGGUGGAGCUGCGUGCUCACGUCCUUCGCGGCUCCUUCCACCACCGCUCCAGCUACGCCUUCUCGCACCAGGAGGGCUACGCCAGCCUCAUCACCCGUGGGGACAGCCUGCGUUCCAGGGGCACCCGCAGCACCGUCCAGCACCCAGACACGGCCCCGGCUUUGUCCCCCAGUCCCUUGUCCCCCAUGCCCAGCCCCUCGGCGUAGCUGCCCUGGCCACCAUCAGCCCCCACAGUGCUGGGACAGGAGAGGUGCUGUUAAGGCACAGAACUGGCUGGUUUCUCCUUUGAUGGGUAUUGUUUUAAUCUUCUUUGGAUAGUGUUGGAGCGUGGGCAGCCCGCGUGGCUGCAGAGGGGCUGAGCCGGCCCGGGGGCACUGAGCCGGGACAUGUCCCACCAGCAGCUCCAUCUCCAUCACACGGUGCGUGCGUGGGCUUGGCAGGAGCCUGUCGAGCUGUGAAAGCCACCAGGCUCUGCCCCUCGCCCAUGGCACCCCCCGGGCACCCCGACCCCUCCCCUCUGCCAAGCCCCUCCGAGCCGGGGCUGCCUCCGGCCCCACGUGCCUCCUGCAGGUUUUGCUUCUCCAGCCUCUCCUCGUCUCUCCCGGCUGCCUCCCCCUCCUCGUGUCCGCCACCCCCGCUCGAGGUGCACACGGCGAUGGUGUCUGCCACGUGCCGUUCCCCGUCCCCACAGCAGCCGUGGCCCAGGACCGAUGUUCCCGGCUUUGGGGACAGCUGUGACCACAGGCUGUUUGCUGCAAAGCCCUGGGAAGUGCUUUUCAAUGGGAGGGCAGAGCACUGGGAGGACAUGUAGCAGCCCUGUCCUGCAGAGCUUUGGAACAUCAGCAGCAGCUGCUGGAGAAGUUGCGUGUGAACAACUGGCUGGUGAACAGAUCACCCUUUUUAUUAAUUUCAUAUUUUAAUUAAAAGGAUUUUAGCAUUUC